Thecamonas trahens ATCC 50062 is the source of this 5285-nucleotide messenger RNA. Its product is annotated as deleted in lung and esophageal cancer protein 1. Bases 1 to 5235 code for a protein of 1744 amino acids. The record is from RefSeq and is a predicted model, not a curated record. Lineage: Eukaryota; Apusomonadida; Apusomonadidae. The transcript is spliced from 3 exons. Gene Ontology annotation, biological process: negative regulation of cell population proliferation.
AUGUUGCCCGAGCUGCCGGUUGUGGCAUCAACGCCGGUGGCGAAUGUGCUUGCUUCGGUUUUUGCUGAUGUGUACGCCUCAGAGCCGGCCGAGAUGGUCACCCGCUGGCAUCUGGAUGGGGUGAGGGCGUCGGCGGCUAUCGCCGGCUCCCCUGCGGCCGUUGCCGACGCCAAGGAAGACUCAGACUUGCUGCCAUCGACCAAACCGUCGCCUGCACCGUCGCCGACACCACCGUCUGAGAGCAAGGCUAGCUCGCGGGGCGGGUCGUCCAAGACGGCGCGUCGGCGUCCGUCGCGCGGCACUCGUGGUGCGGCAGCCGAUCGGCGCGGCGCCCGGUCGACGACGCCGCCACCGGCGGCUGUCCCUGCCCGCCGGUCGGGCGGUGGCUCUUCCAACAGGCGCAAGGUUGAAGCCGAGGCGGCGGCAUCCGCCGCCGCCCGCGCCGCGGAAGACGCCUCUGCACUCGCGCUGCCCAUCACCGACAAGUACGCACUGGAGCUCAAGUCGGUGCUCGAGACCAAGGCCGCCAAACUGGCGGCGGUGGCCCAGGCGGCAGCCCACAUGGAGGAUGCACUGGCCAAGGCCGAAGAGGAGGACGCUGCCGCGGCUCGUGAGCUCGCCGAGCAGUACACCCCGCUUGUCGAGGCCUCGCUGACACCGACCCCGCCGUCGCGAUUGGCGUACAUGCCGCACAUGGUCCAGCCACUGGCUCCGCUGCUUGUUGACGCCGACGCUGCGCUCGAGCCGCGGAAGCCCGCGGUUGUGCCGAAGCGGGUGCCGGCGGCCACCACAUACUCUGGGCAGGGUAGCGAGGUGCCACGGGAGGCUGUGGCCAAGACCAAGGUGACCGCCAUGGGUCCGCACGAGAUCGAGCGCGAGAAAAAGGUCCUGCGCCGCAUGCAAGAGCGCACUACCUUCCUCCGUAACCCGCGGUUUAAGAACUCGACGAACCGAUGGCUGGCGCAGAAUGCCGACUCGAGGGUCGAAGUCAUCCCACCAGCGGUUAUCUUUUCCGACUAUGCUGCCCACAAGACGUCGGUAGCUACGCUCAAGAUCCGCAACGUGACCAACGUCACCGCCUCGCUCCGCAUGCUCCCGCCGUCAUCUCCGCACUUUACCGUCUCGUCUGGCUCGUGGCCGUCAGCCUCGGGCUCUGUAGCACCGGGCAUGAUGUGUACGUUUGAGGUGGGAUUCCGACCGUCGUCACUUCGUGACUACGACGACGUGCUCACUGUUGUGACCGACAAGGGGGACCAAGUGGUUCCGGUCCUUGACCUCCCGCACUGCAUUGAUGUUGGCCACACGCUUGUUGGCUCGAUUUCCACCACGCGGGUUCGCGUCACCAACUCGGGCGGUCCUGCUGCUUUUCGAUUCGUCCAUCUCGAUGACGUGGUCAAGGACGACAGUGGGUUCAUCGAUCCUGGCCUGUUUGCCAAAGGCGGCGACAGUGUCGACGACCAUGCCGUCCCUCCGUUUGUGGUCUCGCCGGUGGUAUUUGAGCUCGCAACAGGCGAGUCGUGCGAGCUGGACAUUACGUUCUUCCCCAGCGAGCAUACGGCGUACUCGGCUGAGCUCCUGCUGGCAUGUGACAACUUAUGCGUCUACACGUACGAACUGACCGGCUCGGGUGCGCUGCCUGCGCUCGAGCUGGACAAGAUCCAGGGCGAAGAGGUGCACGUGAGUGUACCGGCGGCAUCGGACGUUGCAGCUGGCGCACCAGCCCCGCUGGGGCUGGCCUACUUUUGCUUUGACGACCAGUGUCCGGGCGCUUCGUCGACAGCCACGCUCACUUUUGCCAAUCAUGCGCCAGUUCCACUAUCGUUUCGAUUUGAGCUCUACCGUCGCGAGCGCACGGUGUGCGACAUGUCGCACUUGGCAGGCAUUCAGCCGCGCGAGGGUGCUGGGGCGAAGAGCGACGGGUUCAGCCACCAGCUAGUGCCGAUUGAGCUCGGCGAGGUCUUUGACGUCUCGCCGCGGUCCGGCAUGGUGGAUGCCUCUGUCGAGGCCUUUGAUGUGGUGGCGACGUUUACGCCGUCAGCGGUUGCUAGCUACGAUGCGGUCCUCGCGCUCGUUCUUGAGAGCGCCAUGCCAGAGGCGCUUCCGGGCUCUUACGGCGAUCAGCCGUCCGGCGGCAUGCUCGACGUCACGCCGCUCCAUCUCAGGCUCUCGGGUACUGCAGUUCCGGUUGUUGUCGAGGUUGCGCCUGCGCUCGUUGACUUUCCCGGCGAGCUUGCACUUGGCUCCAAGUACGUGAAGCAGCUGCAGCUGGUCAACCACUCGCCGUCAGCGGUCGCCUUUAGCGUGCAAGGGCUCGAGCGCGGAUUUGUGCGCGUGGGAGAAGAUGUCGAGGCUGAGCCGCCCAGUGUGGCCGACGACGAUCCGCCAAUGUCGUCAGACGACGAUGUGUGGCAGGCGGCGGUAAGUAGUGAGCCCCGUAGCAGUGAGGCUCGCCGUGCGCGGCUCAAGGUGACUCCGACUGCGGGCACCAUCGCGCCGCACGAGUCGGUAGUUCUCGACGUGGUGGCGCGCUCGCGGACGCCGGGCGACUACCUAGCCUCGCUCGUAUGCGAGGUCAAGGGCACAGCGCCGGUCCCUGUCACGGUUCGGGCCACCUUUGCGCCUCUGCAGCUCAAGCUUUCCAAGCCCGCGCUCGACUUUGGCUUUGUGGAGCUCGGUAAGGCCGUCACGACUUCGUUUGCGGUCUACAAUCCAGCAGCAUGCUCGGCCCGGUUUUCGACCCGCGUCGUCGCCGCCCGGGAGCUGUCACCGAGUGCGGUAGCGUCAGGGCUCACCGGGCUCAACAGCGAGGACUUUGAGUUUGUGCCUGCCAUCGGGGCGGUCAAUCCAGAGCGGGAGACCACAGUCUCAGUCACCUUUGUCCCGCACACACUCGGCACCUUUUCGGGCGUGGCGGUUGUCGAGGUGAGCGCUGGGCUGUGCGUUCAUCUCGCCAUUUCGGCCGAGGUGCAGCAACCGAUGCUCUUCACCCGAAGUCCAGUGCUCGAUCUCGGCGAGGUAUUUGUGGGUGUGGCGCAGGGCACGAGCGCAGUGCUGGUUAACCCGACACUGCUCCCUGUGUCGUUCUCGGUCGAGGUUCUUACGCCUGGAGGCGCUUGCGUAAGCGUCGAGCCUGCACAAGGGGAGCUCGCGCCGCAGUCUGAGAUUGUGCUUGAUGUCAACGCGGUGUUCCAGGUCUUGGGCAGCGUCGACGACGUGCUCAUUGCUAUCGAUGUCGAGGGCAUGGACGUGCCUGUCGGCCUGGUGCUGGAUGCCAACGUUGUGGGCCCGAGCAUUGAGCUGCAGGUGCUGGGCUCAGAUGUACCGGACCGGGAGAGCGCACCGCGGGUGACACUUGGACACAACACCGCUGAACUUGCCGAGAUUCCAGUUCUCGAGUUUGGGUCGGCCUGUGGUGUGCUCGAGUCGUCUGCGGCGUCGCUGGUGCUGACAAACAAGACAGCGAUCGAGUCACCGUUCCAUAUUUCGCUGGAGAACCUCCAGGUAGUGCCGCGGAUCCUGGCUGGACAGCCUGCGUCCGAGGCAGGGAGUGACGCACCGGUGCGAGCGCGAGUUGUCUGUGCCUCACCGGCACCGGGCGAUCCGGCACUCUCGCUGGAUCUCGAGCGCGUGGCGUCGUCGAGUGCGACCGAGUCGAGCGUGGUAUUGGCGCACGGGCGUGGGUCGCGGGCGGGCGCCCGGUACCUGGCAGACGACUACCAAGAGACGCACCGGCUGAUGUCGCUCGAUGGGCAGGACAUGCUGCACACCAAGCGGCGGACAAGCGCACUGCUUGCUGAACGGCAAACAUUUCUGGCAGACGGAGCCGGGGUCGCUUUUGCCAUCCACCCGGCCGAGGGCGUGCUGCGGCCGUUUGAGUCGCUUACGGUUGUUGUUGUUGCCUACAACGAGAUGCCCGGCGAGUACACCGAUGCGCUGGUGGUGGAGGUCGACGGGGUGGCGCCGGCGUUUGUGCCGCUCCACUACGGAGUGGUGGGCGAAGUGGUGACGCUCGAGGCCAACACGCUCGGCCUCUCGCGGGCUACCGAGACCACUUCGGCGUCCGUCCUGUUUGGUGGAGCGCUUGUGGGCGGCUCGCCGAUCCGGCGGUCGGUCAAGUACGCCAACGCGUCUCCGUUUGACAUCGAGGUUGCGUGGCACGUCUACAACCGCAAGGUGAACAAGACACUUGUUGACGUCGAGCUGAACGUCGAGCCAGAGUCUGAGCGGAUUCAGGUGAGUGUGAGCGAGCACCUCGAGGAGGCUGACGGCCCGUUCGCCAUCGAGCCUGCAGUGGAGGUCAUCCCGGGUCACGGGACAGCAACGUUUUCAGUGGCGUUUGCGUCGGAGCGCGAGGCGCUCUGCCGCUCGUUCAUGAUCGGUUCGACGCGGCUGGUCGAUCCGAGCAAGCUCCCACUCGGCGCUUGCGUCCAGGAGGACUCUGUGCAGAAGGAGCUGCGACUGGAGCUUGUGGGCCGCGGUAUGGAGCCUGUGCUGAUACCGGACGCGUCGCGACUCGAGUUUCACCUUCCGUACGCCGGCGAGACGCGGCCGAAGCCACCGCAGCGGCGAGUGGUGCUCUCCAACACGCUUGCGGCAGCAGUCGGAUUCUCCCUCGACACCGACGGUCCGUUUGAGGUGCAAAGAGUCGAGCCGUCGGUUCCCCACGCGAGCUCGGCGGAUGGCCGAUGCUGGACGCUGCCUGCGGGAACGAAUGCGGCAGUGUACGUGGCGUUUGAUCCGUUUGAUGAGGUUGGGUAUGCUGCGGUCGACGGCGGAGCAACGUCAAUGGCGCUACACGGCGUGCUCAAUAUCCGGUUUGCUACCGGCCAGGUGCAGCACCAUCCCCUGGUCGGCUCGGUCGAGUAUCCGCGUCUGGAAGCGAGCGCAACGGAGAUCGACAUGGGCAAGCUUUUUUUGGGCACCCGAAACACAACGAGCAUCAAGCUGAGCAACCCGUCGCAAGCCGACGCUGAGUGGGAAGUGGUAGUUGACGAGUGCGACUCGGGCUUGCAGCUCGAGUUUGAGCCUGCGCACGGCGUGGUGCCCGGGCGGAUCGGGGUGGAGCGUGCAGCAGAGCGUGUGCUUGUUGUCCACACAACAGCCCAUGAAGUCGGUGCGCUUUGUGCAAGGGCGAAGAUCAAGCUGGCGACUGGCGGGCCGGAGGUCUCGAUCCGUAGCGAAGGCACGCGUGACGAGUGGCUCGACCGGCCGCGGGAGAUGGCCAAGUACGGAUAGCGGGUGCAGCAAGUUGUUUAGCGAGCAAGCAAUGAACCUACCUUUAUUCA